Messenger RNA from Dichomitus squalens LYAD-421 SS1, 2031 nucleotides. RefSeq names its product metallopeptidase MepB. The record is from RefSeq and is a predicted model, not a curated record. Gene Ontology annotation, biological process: proteolysis; peptide metabolic process. NCBI's taxonomy places the organism in Eukaryota, Fungi, Basidiomycota, Agaricomycetes, Polyporales, Polyporaceae. The transcript has 12 exons. The coding region runs from base 1 to 2031 and encodes 676 amino acids. Gene Ontology annotation, molecular function: metalloendopeptidase activity. Gene Ontology annotation, cellular component: mitochondrial intermembrane space.
AUGGCAUCACUGAACCCGCCACAGCCAGCCCCCAAGUGGACCCACACCCCAGAGGAGGUCCUCCGCCUCACCAAGGACGCCAUCGCGGAGGAGCGCGCUCGUCUCGACAAAAUCGGUAACCUCAAGCCCGAGGAGUGUACCUUCGAAUCUGUGUUCUUGGCUCUCGCUGAGGGCGAAAACAAGGCCGAUUCCAUCGUCGAACCCUUGACGUUCUACCAGAACGUCUCUCCAUCCAAGGAACUCCGCGAUGCGUCCAACGAGGCCGAGGUCCUUGCCCGUGAUUUCGGCGUCGAGGCGUCGAUGCGCCUUGACGUAUUCCGUGCCAAGCAAGCCGCAGAGGAGAACAUCAAGAAGUCUGGGAAUGAACUCACUGCGGAGGAGCAGCGGUUGGUAGACAAGAUGCUCCUGGACGGAAAGCGCGCCGGUCUUGCUUUGCCCGACGAGGAGCGGGAAGAGUUGACUAACCUGAAGAAGGAGCUGUCACAGACUUGCUUGCAGUUUAGCAAAAACUUCAACGAGGAGAACGGCGUCGUCACCUUCACCUUGGACGAGCUAAAGGGCGUCCCUGAGGAUGUCAUCUCAGGCUAUACGAAGCGUACUGAGGAUGGCAAGGACGUGUACGACAUCACCUUCAAGACUCCCGACAUCCUCCCUGUCUUCAAAUACGCAGAGAACCCGGAGACGCGCCGUACGGCCUAUGAGAAGUACGAAAACCGACUGGCUAUCAACAAGCCCAUUAUGGCCAAAUUUCUCGAUCUUCGUCGUCAGAUCGCGAAGCUGUUGGGCUACCCUACCUGGGCUGACUACAUCACGGAAGUGAAGAUGGUCAAGAACGCGAAGGGCGUGAAGGAGUUCCUUACAGAUCUUGAGCAAAAGCUUCGACCUGUUGGCAUCAAGAACCGCGACAUUCUACUCGCGCUCAAGAAAGAGGAGCACGACCAGAAGGGCCUGCCUUUCGACCAUGAAUUCUACCUCUGGGACUACCGGUACUACGACCGCAAGUUCGUCGAACAGAGCUUGAACCUCGAUGACUCGCUCGUCAAGGAGUAUUUCCCCGUCUCCAAGGUCGUGCCCGCUAUCCUCGAUAUCUACCAAAACCUUCUCGGCGUCAAGUUCGUCGAAAUCAAAGGCGAGACCUGGCAUCCUGAUGUCCAGGUGUUCGCCGUCUGGGAGAAGGACGCUAAAGACGAGUCCGGCUUCGUUGGGUACUGCUACCUCGACCUCUUCCCUCGUGAAUCGAAGUAUUCCCACGCCGCGGUCUGGCCGCUGCUCCCCGGGUACGAGAAGCCAGACGGGACGCGCUCGUACCCGCUCACGGCGAUGGUCGCGAACCUCGCGAAGCCGACGCCGGCCAAGCCCGCGCUGAUGCGGCACGACGACGUCGUCACGUUCUUCCACGAGAUGGGCCACGUCUUCCACGGGCUGCUCUCGCGCACGAAGUUCUCGCGCUUCCACGGGACAAACGUCGCGGGCGACUUCGUCGAGGCGCCGUCGCAGAUGCUCGAGAACUGGUGCUUCGAGCCGAAGGUGCUCGAGCUGAUGAGCAGCCACUACGAGAGCGGGCGGCCGCUGGACCCGGAGUUGAUCGACAAGAUCAUCAAGAGCCGAUACGUCAACGUUGGCCUGUUCUACCUCCGCCAGCUCUUCUUCGCCAACUUCGACCUGAAGGUGCAUACCGAUCAAGACGCGGCGGACUACACCGAGCUCUGGAACAGCAUGCGCGAGGAGAUCUCGCUCGUCAAGGGCAAGAACGUCGGCGCGGGCGAGGGCACGUUCAACCACAUCGCGGGCGGGUACGACGCCGGCUACUACGGCUACACGUACUCGCUCGUCUUCGCCGCGGACAUGUACGCGACCGUGUUCAAGCCGAACCCGCUUGACCCGAAGCGCGGGAAGCUCUACCGGGACAAGAUUCUGCGCCCGGGAGGGAGCCGUGACGAGAUCGAGUCGCUCAAGGACUUCCUUGGACGCGAGCCGAACUCGGAGGCGUUCAUCCAGGAGCUCUUCGGGAGUCAAGAUGCCAGCUCGUGA